AAGGGGGAGGGACAUGUCAAACUUUCAGCUGUGACAGUCGGACUUUGCACUGUGAACUAAAAACACACUGACACAGCUGCUCUCUUGGUACGAUUGUCCACCUUUCUGGUGUUCUUUGUCCGAAAUCGUUUGUUUUUACCCCAAAGAUGGCGGCGGCCCGUGGUAGGGACGCGAUCGUGAAAGUUGUGCGGGCGGUUGAGGGCGCAUCGUGUAGGUGCCCCGCCCACUCUGCAGGGUUUGUGCCAGCCACACAGAGAAGAUGUCAGACGACAGAGACGACAGAAACAGAGUAUGCUGUGGAGAUGGCAACGUCCACUAUCAGAUACGGUAUGGGUGUAACACAGGAGGUGGGCAUGGAUUUCCAGAAUAUGGGAGCCAAGAAAGUGUGCCUGAUGACAGACAAGACGGUUGGAAAGCUCCCCCCUAUGCAGAUAGUGUUAGAGGCCAUGACAAAGGCAGGGAUCAACUUCGAGGUGUAUGAUAACAUCCGUGUGGAACCAACAGACUCAAGCUUCAACGCUGCCAUUGACUUUGCUAAGAAGGGGAACUUUGACGCAUACCUUGCCGUUGGGGGAGGUUCAGUAAUGGACACAUGUAAGGCCGCUAACCUUUUCGCAGCACACCCUGAUGCUGAACUGCUCGACUUUGUGUACCCUCACAUUGGGAAAGGUCUUCCCGUCACCAAUCAGCUCAAGCCUCUCAUUGCAGUUCCCACCACAUCGGGUACAGGUAGUGAGACUACAGGGGUGGCGGUGUUCGACUACGAACCUAUGAAGGCCAAGAUUGGCAUCGGACUGCGUGCGAUCCGGCCCACUAUGGGACUGGUAGACCCGAUGCACUGUAAAUACAUGGGUGAAGUUUGCCAUCUCUGAUCGCCUUUUGUUGUUCCCAGCCAUGCCCUGGAGUCCUACACUGCCAUUCCGUACCAGGAGAGGAGGCCAAGGCCCCAGAACCCCAUCCAGCGGCCUGCCUACCAAGGCAGUAACCCCAUCAGCGAUGUGUGGUCUCUACACGCUCUCAGGAUCAUCAACAAGUUCAUGAAGAGGGCAGUGAGGAAUGCAGAUGACACAGAGGCGAGGUCCAACAUGCAUCUGGCCAGUACCUUUGCUGGGAUCGGGUUUGGGAAUGCUGGGGUCCAUCUGUGCCAUGGAAUGUCCUACCCCAUCUCUGGACUGGUGAAGAAGUUCAAGUCCAAGGACUACUCAGAUGACCAUCCUCUCGUGCCCCAUGGCCUGUCUGUAGUGGUGUCUGCCCCAGCAGUGUUCCAGUUCACAGCACCCAUGUGCCCUGAGAGGCAUCUCGAGGCAGCAGAGAUCCUAGGUCACGACAUCAGGAAUGCAAAGAGGGAGGACGCAGGGCCGAUCCUGGCCGACGUCCUGCGCAAGUUUGUGAAGGAUCUGGAUGUGGACGAUGGUUUGCAGGCACUUGGGUACAGCACAGAGGACAUCCCUGCUCUGGUGAAGGGUACACUCCCCCAGCACCGUGUGACGAAGCUAUCUCCCCGUCCUCAGACUGAGGAGGACUUGGCCGGUCUGUUCGAGGCAUCGAUGAAGAUCUACUAGGCAAAGCAACACUACAGGACAUCCUAGAGUUUCAAAAAUGCUGCUUUGGAAUACUCAGGCAACAUUUUUCACUAAUUACUACACAGUGACUUUGAAUCUUUUUGUGAUGCGUGUAAUCGUUAAGC
Branchiostoma floridae (Florida lancelet) is the source of this 1687-nucleotide messenger RNA. RefSeq names its product hydroxyacid-oxoacid transhydrogenase, mitochondrial-like. The record is from RefSeq and is a predicted model, not a curated record. Gene Ontology annotation, molecular function: alcohol dehydrogenase (NAD+) activity; metal ion binding. The transcript has 15 exons. Gene Ontology annotation, cellular component: mitochondrion. Lineage: Eukaryota; Metazoa; Chordata; Leptocardii; Amphioxiformes; Branchiostomatidae.